This is a messenger RNA of Cutaneotrichosporon cavernicola, 978 nucleotides long. RefSeq lists its product as uncharacterized. The coding region runs from base 1 to 978 and encodes 325 amino acids. Lineage: Eukaryota; Fungi; Basidiomycota; Tremellomycetes; Trichosporonales; Trichosporonaceae. The transcript has 3 exons. The record is from RefSeq and is a predicted model, not a curated record.
AUGUCGCAGCUCAAACAGCAGCAGAUCCCCGCCCCAGUGGCAGGCAAUGGCACCGACACUGGCCCGCGCCCCGUUGAGGGCCCCAAGACGUUCAUUGACCCGGCAGCCGACACUGUCCUUCGCUCCCGUGAUGGGCGCGACUUCCGCGUCGAUGGAUGGAUGAUCAACGCCAACUGUACCAAGCUCCGCGACCAGGUUGGUAGCGAGAUCGCCCUGGACGCCAGCCGCAAGGUCCUCAAGCUCGUCCCCAACCUCAUGCACAACAUCCCCAUGCCCGCCUCCUUCGUGUGGUCGAUGCACAACGAGCUCUUCGCCCUCUGCGACGAGAUGGGCGCCAACGGUGUUGCCCAGAUCGCGCUCAUCUCGCUCUGCAGUGUGGUUGAGCUCGAUCCCUGGGGCAUGUUCGUCCUCGCGUCGCAGCGUAACCACUUUGCGCUGGCGCGCGCUGCGCUCAGCGCCCUCGCCGCUAGCGAGAACAAGCUUCGCGCCCAGUUGGGCAUGAACGGCACGAAUGGCAUGCACAUGAACGGAUACAUGUACCCGCACAUGCACGGCAACAGUAUGCCUCCCUACGGCACCAAUGGCAUGCCCUACCCCAUGUAUCCCGGCUGGCCCGGCAUGGGCAUGGGUAUGGGCAUGAUGGGUCAGGGCCACAACGGCGGAUAUCCCAUGGGCCACAACUCGCACCACAGUCACAUGCUCAAGCCCGAGCAGAAGAAGGGCAAGAAGAAGAAUGCAAAGGCGCUUGGCGCUGGCGACCUUGACUAUGCCUCGCUCAACCUCAUCAUGAGCAAGGCUGGUAACAGUGACGCCAGCAUCAGCAUGCCGUUCCUCGUCAGCAUGAUGAACAGCCUCUUAACUUCGGCUGCUGGCUCGGGCACCGAGAUCAACUGGGAGGAUGUCGCGCGCAACUUCAAGCCUACUGAGACCCAGCGCGCAUCUUCCAAGCAGGUCGCCAAGGCCGACAACGCCGAGUAG